UACGCAAGAUUCUGUACUGUGUACGAAACUAUUGUCAUUGGCAGAUAUCUCAACCAGGCACUGGAGUGUGUACAGGACCUGGACCAUCUUGCUUCUGCCGAAACUAUGGUUCAAAAGUCAUGGCUCUUUGCUCUUCUCGAAUCAGCACUUUCUCCAGUCACCCAAGACAGUAUGCGCAAGAUGCUAGGAAACUGGCUCAUGAGCACUGAUAUCAGAUUGUUCAGCCAUGCUGAAGAGUUUGCGACAUUGUUGCAGAAAUCAUUCCUUCCUUGGGCCACUCAAGGUCCCUUGUUCACAGGAAGUGUUCAAGGAAAGACCAGAGAUAUGAGAUGUGCUCAUGGUACAAGACUUUCGAAUUUCCUGGAACGACUGCUACAAGCUCAUCUUGGCCGCGACGACGUUUACUCACGAAAGUGCAUUGUCAACGCUGUGCUUGUGUAUCUGGACACCAACAAGAACAAGAUUGUCCCUGUUGCAGUGAUCUAUCUGCUCCAAGGUCUGGCCAAGGGUCUUCAAGGAGAAUCUACUGCUUGUAUGGAAGGUGAAUCACUGGAAUUGAUUCUCAGUCUGUCUAGAAUCACAGGCUAUCCUGAGGUUGCGCGCGAUGCUAUGCUCGUACAAUGCUACAAACUCUCUCAGUCAAUCAGUCAUGACGCGGAGACAUACGGGGAGCACGGCACAGAGAAGUUAACUGCAUCCGAUGCCAAAUUGGAGGUUCUGUCUAAGCAGAUUGAAGCCUUCAAGAUGAAUGCACCCUCAAGGUUCGAGUCAGACGAGAAACGGUCCGCAAGAUGGGCCUCGCUUGAUGACUUCUUGGGUGAACUCGAAAACACGCAGCAUACCAGCGUCCACGGUCCUGGACUACUGAUGGCGUGUGAGUCGUUGACUUCUAUUUUGGACAGAGCUGGCAGCGAUCAUCUAGAUGCUCAAAAGCUGGACCGAGCCUUUGAAGCUGUCUGGGAUGAAGUUGAGAGACAAGAUUAUCCUAGAGAUGUUCUCAUGUUCUUGCCACGUCUAGCACUGCAUCCCGGCUGUGUCAGUCGCUGUCUGGAGAAUGAACAAUUGUGCGGCACAGUCUUGGAGGUCUUCACACAGCUCCAACGCCUGCAGAAGGGUAGAAUCUAUCUUUGGACGCCGAUUAUGAUAGCUUACAGAACAGCCAUGAUCACAUGUCCUGCUUCUGCUGAAAAGUUCGGUUUAGAUGAGUUUGUCGUUCAGACUGCAAACAACCUUCCCGCUGCAAGGCUUGAAUUCAAGCUGGAAGCUGCAGCUAUUCAGUUGUUGACCGAGGACGGAGACAUCCACCGUAGCUACAGCGACUACUACGGAGAGUAUGAAGAAGUUGGACAUGCUGCCUUCUUCGACCUCGUCAAUCGCCUCAGCAACAUCAAUUCAGCCAUGGUCAGUGAAAUAUAUGACCGUCUGCUCAAGCCGUGGACAAAACAAAGACCUCCUGUCCCCAUCGUCAUGAAAUGGAAGACCACCACGCAACUUCAAGUCAUGCUCAUGCUCUCUGAGCAACGUCUCCAGAACAUCUCUGCUCAAGAAGCGGAAGACCAGCUCCGGGUGUUGUUGAGAGUGGUCGCCAUUGAGCCACUUCCGAGAUACCGUUUCUUGCUAGAAUGGAUCAUCUCCCGCGUCAUUCUUAACCAUCCUUCCACAGGCGAGCUUGUUCUUGAUGCACUGUCGUCGAAGGAUCACCAUUCGAACCCGAAAUACCUUGGAACCCUCGUCAAAAUUGCCUUGAUGAUUGCUUGUCAAGAGACCUGCUCUCCUGACUUUGCAGCAAGAGUAGCAUACCGUCUUGUGGCUCUCUCGUCAAGCGCAAAGAUUAUCAUCCGUCAUGAAGCCCAAUGGUCGUUCCCAAUUCUGUGGGACUAUGCCGAAAGCAGAGGCUGGACAGAAAUUCAAUCCAACCCUGCCUGUGCUGCCCUGAACGAGUACAUCCGCAGUCUUGAAAGAUUCUCGGAACCACCGCCAGCUAGAGAACUUGAACGUCUUGAUCCCUCUGCUGACAACACACUCACAAACUUACUCCAGGGUAAGUACCUCCGUGUUGAACCGCCAGGUGAAGAAUCUGUUGUGACUGGCGAUUUCCAACGCCUGUGGGAGAAAGACACAACAACAAAAUCAACAUCCGAAGCCCUUCCUCUGGGUUCUCAGCCAUCGAUUCCAACACAAAAUGGCACUCUUCCCGCUCAAGCGACACAAGAGCAAUCCAAGGAAUCAGCACGUACAGAAGCAUUUGCUGCUCUCCAGACAAAAGGAACAGCAUACCUCUCCGCUGACCUGUCCUCGUCCUCGGACUCAUCAUCCACUUCCACAACCCGACCAACCUCCCUUAUCGUCGUCGGCUCUCUCGUCGACAACGCAUACAACCUCGGCGGUCUCUCACGCAUCAGCGAAAUCUUCGGCGCAGAGGCAAUGUACAUUCAAUCCCCGCAAUCCGUCCUCGGCAACAAAGAUUUCGUCUCUGUGGCUGUGGCCUCGCAUAACCACCUCCCAAUCCACGAUUUACACGCUGACAACUUGUCUGCCUUUUUGACGGAAAAGAAGAUGCAAGGAUACACUGUUGUGGGUGUUGAGCAGACUGAUCGUAGCGUGUUGCUGGGCUCUGAACAGUGCAAGUUGCCGGAAAAGACUUUGCUUAUCAUGGGAAGGGAAAGGGAAGGUGUGCCGGCGAAUGUGCUGGGUGAGUGUGAUAUGCUGGUUGAGAUCCCGCAGAAGGGCGUUACGAGGAGUAUGAAUGUGCAGACGGCGGCUGGUGUGGUGCUCUUUGAGUAUGCUAGGCAGCAUCAGGGAUAA
Molecule: messenger RNA, 2805 nt
Organism: Aureobasidium melanogenum CBS 110374
Lineage: Eukaryota; Fungi; Ascomycota; Dothideomycetes; Dothideales; Saccotheciaceae
Exons: 1
Biological process (GO): tRNA methylation
Molecular function (GO): tRNA (guanine) methyltransferase activity; RNA binding
Source: RefSeq, a predicted model, not a curated record